AUGGACUUUUGGUCGCGCCUCCUAGCGGGCACUUCGCUCUCCCCCUCCAACAACCGCAAGGUCGACGCCGCAAAGGACCCCACGAAACGCUUGCACCGGUUCGAUAAGGAAUACAACCGCAUCUUGCAAAUCUGGAGAUCCUCCUCAAACCUCGCCAAUGACGUCGACGCCGCCGAAACCCUCGAGAUCAGGCUUCAAGAGCUGACCAACAUCCUCAACGACGAGUCCCGACGCCCGCUCCCCCACCCCUGCAUCCAAUAUGCCGCGAAGAAACAAGUCUACGUGCCCAUCGGCAAGAUAGCGACCACAUCCUACAACGAGUGGAUUAUCAAGGAGGCCGUACUUUUUUUUGCGACCCUGCUCGAGACCGAGGAGGAGGCCUUUGUCGAGAAUGUCACCUUCUCCGCCAGUUUGACCAACCUGCUGGUCCGCAUCACCGGCGUCAACAGCGUUCGCCUGGGUUCCGACACCGAGGCCAAGGUUGUCGAGCUGGCGUUUAACAUCACCACCAAGAUCCGCCUCAACCGCGACAUCCUGCACGCGUGGUUCAAGACCAACCACGAUGGCGCCCCGAAGGUCAAUCCCCAGGACGACCAAGGCUCCUUCGCCGGCCGGACCCAACGGCAGGACUUUCCGCUAUUCUACAUUUUGAUGGACUACAUUCAUCACGAGGGCAAGGUUGGAGAUUUUGCCAGGACGGGACUGCUGUACAUCAUCGAAUCAGCAUCCAGCGACGAGUCGUUAGAGCAAUGGAUUGUCGAGAGUGACCUGUCUACGUUGAUGGCGACGGGUCUGGGAGCCCUCUACAGCCAGUUGAGCCGGAAGCUCGUCAUCGACUACCCUACCAAUGGCCUCCCCGCUAUUCUGGCCUUCUCCGACUACGAGCGUCCCACCUCCACUUUUGAGAUCAUCAGCUCCUGCUCUGGCGACUUCCAGGGCCACAUCGAAACCUUCCUCUCCCAUCUCCUCUUCUGGCAGGACGUGCUGGACCACUGCAAGUCGGUUGAGGUGAAGCAGACACUUCUGGAACACUUCCAGGUCAUUUUCCUGCAGCAGCUCCUAUACCCUUCGCUGCUGGAGUCGUCUGAUAUUGACGGAGGCUCGUCCGUUGCCGUCCUUACCUAUCUCCGCCGCAUCCUAGAAUCCCUCGACCACCCCGACAUGAUCAAUCUCAUCCUCCACUACCUCCUCGGUCUCCCUGACCAUGUCUCGACUGGCCCCUCAAGUGGUGGGCGCGCUUCCAUCAGCGCAGCUCGCAAGCGCAAGUCCAUGGACCUUGCAACCAUGCUGGCCCAGACACAAUCCGACAUCACCGCUACACCUUUGCUGUUUAACCUCGUUGAUCUCAUCCAAGCGUGCUUGCGCUCCCAUAACCAGCAAACCAUCCGUGUUACGCUCCAGCUAGUCUCGGCCAUUUUUAAGAGACACCAUCGCUAUGCUGUGGGCACGCUCUUGCGCACGGAAACAGUGAUUGGCGACAAGAUGCAUCGCACGGUCGGAGCACAUGAGCAGGAGGUCGACUACCUCAUGAGCCUGGCUGGUUCGAUUGGCGGCCAGGACAACUUUGAUGAAAUCUACGAGAAUGUCCUGAAGGAUACAAUGACACGACUGGAGGGCCAUCCCUGCUCUUUGAAGCUCGUCGCCCCCAAGAUUUCCACCAACAACCAUGACCUACCCGCUAUUCCUGAUACGCUUCCUGGGGCGCCACGCGACGUGCACGAGCACACGCUCCGACCGGACGAUCCCAUGCUCAACACAGUGCUGGACCUUCUCGAGACCUUCUUCAUGAACCCUGUUGACACAAACCUCUCUCUGACCGAGUCCAUUUUGGAUCUAGCCAUCUGCGGCUAUAUGACGGUCGAGGGAUGGAUGCUCCGAAAUCCUCAAAAAUACACUUACGAUGAGCAGCCACCUAGCCCGACAUCUCCUGACGCAUCAACGACGUCGUUCAGGCCUCCAACGGACCCUGAUUCCACAACGUCCGCGGAGCAACAAACCCUUGCAGCUCUUGACGGAUGUCGUCGUCGCCCCGUCUGGACCCAGUCCUCUCUGCCGCGUAUUCUCAUCGUUCUCCAGCAACUCUGUAACCAGGUAGCCCAGUACCGCGAGACGGUCCCCCGCUUUGAGGACCUCCUGCAAAGCCGGAGAGAGGCGUUCCAAACUGCGGAUAACCGGCCCACGCCGCCGCCAUUGCCGCCUCGCAAGCCGACUCCGCAGAGACACAGGUCAGCGCAUACCCCGGAACGCGAAAGUCUGGAUGAUGCACGCAGUGGAUCGCCGGCGCGCCCGUCUGGCCUGGAACGUUUUGCACAACGCCUGGUCUCGGAGUUGAGCACUCCAACCCGGUCAGGAACCCCCAGGGGAAGAAAGAACAGCCGUGGUUCCGGGACUAACAGCCCGGCCCCGGGCAGUCUAUCAGGCGGAUAUGGUCUGUCUACCCCGACGUCCCGGCCUCUUCCCCCACCAAAAGACACUCCCUACGACCAUGCCCCAAGAAGCGUGACAGAUGAAACUGGUUCGUCGCAUGGGCCUAGAGACCCCGUGGCCAGCCAGGCAGCUGCGUUUGCAGCGAUUGACCAAAGUAUUCUCGCGCGUAAGGUCGGCAUUCCUGGCAAGGUCGAGGCCAUCCCGCUGGAUCUCGGGAAGAAGCCGACUCUACAUAUGCCGCCGCCCAAGGACGACGAUGAGGAGGCAGAGCAGGAGGUCACGGAAGAAGGAGAGCAAAAGGUUGAGCAAGAAGGAGAGCAGGAAGCAUCAGAAGCCCAAGAGGCCCAGCCGGAGCCAAGCGGCGAUGGUACCGCCGAGGUCAAGCCAAAGCCAGAGGAGAAGAAGGCGGAGCGUACCGCUUCGGUCUCGCAUGUGCUCACGAACGUGAUUAUACUGCAGUCUUUCCUGUUUGAGCUCGCUGCCCUGAUCCAGGUGCGUGCCGGGCUCUUCAACGAGGUUCGCUACGCCUGA
Colletotrichum chrysophilum is the source of this 2958-nucleotide messenger RNA. RefSeq lists its product as uncharacterized. Bases 1 to 2958 code for a protein of 985 amino acids. Lineage: Eukaryota; Fungi; Ascomycota; Sordariomycetes; Glomerellales; Glomerellaceae. The transcript is spliced from 4 exons. The record is from RefSeq and is a predicted model, not a curated record.